Molecule: messenger RNA, 1712 nt
Organism: Cheilinus undulatus (humphead wrasse)
Lineage: Eukaryota; Metazoa; Chordata; Actinopteri; Labriformes; Labridae
Gene: cldn23.1
Product: claudin 23.1
Exons: 1
Coding region: 1-825 (274 amino acids)
Biological process (GO): cell adhesion; bicellular tight junction assembly
Cellular component (GO): plasma membrane; bicellular tight junction
Molecular function (GO): structural molecule activity
Source: RefSeq, a predicted model, not a curated record
AUGCCGAGGCGAUCAGCGCAGGAGUGGAUCCGGUUAUCCCUCCGCACCCCGGGCAUCCUCAUAUUCGGGCUGGUCAUGGCUCCCUGUGGCUGGAUCCUGGACCUGACAGCCACUGUGGCCCCAAACUGGAGGACCCUCCACAGCCUUCCCAACACCGCUUCUGACGUGUUCAUCCAGCAAGGCAUCUGGGACAUCUGCAGGGCUACUUCAACCAACACGAGAGAAGAGUGCAACUUGCAGGACACCACGUAUUUUAACAACCAAAUCAUUGAGGUGGCGCAAGGUCUGAUGGUCGCCUCCCUCAUCGUCACUCUGAUCGGGCUGGCAGUGGCCAUCCCAGGGGUCCGCUGCUGGAGAGACCGGCCCAACUGGACAGUGGCUGGCCUAGGUGGACUGUUGAUCUUCCUCUCGGGCGUCAUGACCAUCAUCCCCAUCGCCUGGUACACCCACAUCCUCCCAAACGUCACUACGGUUACAUCGACGGUUGAUGUGCGCGUGGGCUACUGCAUCGUCUUGGGCUACAUCGGCGGGAUAUUUGAAGUUCUGGGUGGAUUCGUCAUGUUCAUCGGGAUCUGCCGUUGCUGCGGAGGCAGGAACAGAGGAGAAGUACGUGUUGACGAGGUCACAGCCAGCCGGUACAACCCGAAACCGCAGCCGAGACGUGUCGAUGUGCCGAGCCUGAACAGGGCCAGGAGCAACGCCAGCAGCGUACCCUACAGCAAGGACUCUUUGGAUGAUGAUGUGUCCUUCCCCCGGGCUAAGAGCCCCGCAGCCCGGUCGGCUAACUCCUCAUACAACGGUAGACCCUAUGAUGCUGACCUCUGAGAGCCACGUGAUCACAUCUGGAAACAGCCUGAAGAAACACAUAAGAGGAAAAACAACUAAAAGAUGGACACGUCUAUCUGAGAGAGGGACUGAGAGUGGAGAAUAUUCUAGAAACAACAAUGGUAAUUGCAAAAUGACUUUACAACAUCUAGUCAAUUGUAAAUCGGUUUAUUUUCUGUAUUGAGUAUUGUAGUUAUUAAGAGAUAAAAUACGAAAAUGUACUUUUAACUGAUGCAGGAUUAUUGGAGGCAUGCAAGCUUUAGGAAUAUUCAGUAGUACAAAUACUUUAAAUACACUGAAAUUACUGUGAAAUCUCUCUAAAGUGAAGCUGAAUCGCCUCAAAAUCAGUUCACUUUGAGUGCUACAGUGUUUCCUAGUGACUGCUGUGAUAGCUGUAGGCACACACAUUUAAUAGUGUUAAAUGAUGAGUGAGUGACAGAGGCCAGGUUCUAGAUGAGACUAAUCAAAGGCUUAGCUGAGUUAUGAUUUAUUGCCACAUCAUGAUAAUCUGUUACAGGUGUAUGCAAACAGCAGGGCAGGUAUUGCAUAAUGAAAUGGACAAUAAUGUUGAAGGAAGUGAAGAAGCAGUAUCAAUGGAUCUGUUUGCAGAACUGGUAUAUGUUAAAUUGAAGUUUACUGUGGCUGUCUUAUAUUCUGCAAAUGAAGCUGAACUCUGUAAAUAGCCCUCAUCUUUAAGGAGCCUUUUUGCAUAUUUUCUGUGUACGUUUGCUAAUGAAUUCAUCCUUUUUCCCCCAGUCUUUGUAAAUACUGUAUUUCUAUGCACUUUAAUAUUUCCCCUUAGCUUUUAGGACAGCCCUGUCUUUGAAAAUAGCUUCCUGAUUCCAGCUACUUUUGUUCUGAUUUUUCUGUAAUAUAAAUGCUGUCUA